Prionailurus viverrinus (fishing cat) is the source of this 4012-nucleotide messenger RNA. RefSeq names its product microcephalin 1 (gene MCPH1). The transcript has 13 exons. The coding region runs from base 855 to 3476 and encodes 873 amino acids. The record is from RefSeq and is a predicted model, not a curated record. Lineage: Eukaryota; Metazoa; Chordata; Mammalia; Carnivora; Felidae. Gene Ontology annotation, biological process: mitotic cell cycle; cerebral cortex development.
UGAGGUCUAGUCCUGCGGGAUCUGAGGUCCGGGAUCCCCCUAGCGGGGUCUGAGACCCCGAUUCCCUUCACCCCCCUCCCACCCCCCCCCCCCCCACUCAAGAUCUGAGGUAUCGCCCUACUGGAGUCUGAGACCCGGUUCCCCUUCGCCCUCCAAGCCCCCGCAGGAUCUGAGGUCCAGGAUUCCCCCCGAUAGGAUGUGAGGCCCGGGGUUCCCCCCACCCCACCGCGGGAUCCGAGGCCCGGGGUCUCUAGAGGUGCCCCUGGCCCCACGAGCUCUCGCGCACGCGGAGGAGUAGAGGCCUGGCUCCCCGAACCGGAACUCCGUGCGCCGACUACAGGGCGGCACACGAGGAGUCGGUGCGCGCGGGGGAGGGUGAGACUUCGCUGUAGGAGAUUCUGAGCAGUUAUCUCUCGGAAGUCCCAUCCGGCCUGCGACCUAGGACUGUGCCUCCUAAGCGUCCGCCGCUCCCUGGUGCGCCAGAUGUGGCUCCGGGAAGCUUCCAAGUGUCCUUACGGAGACAGAAGGGUUUGAUUCGGGGAUUUUGGGGGACACCCGUCCUCGUAAUUUCCGAGAGGACCGAAAGACUCGCAGAGGGGGACGCUGACCAGCGUUAUUAGGCUGCUGGACGAAUCCGAGUCUGGGCGCUGGAAAAGCCCCUCGGUCUCCUUUAACGCGAGCUGGGACUUUACCAACGCUCCUCCUCCCCGGGCUGUUUAGAAAACGCGGAUUAGCAGAUUUCCUCAGAGCCGGAGGGGAGGGGCGCGCGUCAGUCCUGCGCAUGCUCAGUGCCACCCGCUCUUGGCUAGCGCGGCCUGGGACGGUGCAGCGGGUUCGCGUGUUGCGGGUCUCUCAUGGAGGCUCCCGGGACGCCAGGCGGCGGGGUCUUGAAAGAUGUAGUGGCCUAUGUUGAAGUCUGGUCAGUAAACGGAACAGAAAAUUAUUCAAAGACAUUUACAAACCAACUUGUGGACAUGGGAGCAAAGGUUUCAAAAACUUUUAACAAACAAGUAACUCAUGUGGUGUUCAAAGAUGGAUACCAGAGCACUUGGGACAAAGCGCAGAAGAGAGGGGUGAAGCUUGUCUCGGUGCUCUGGGUCGAAAAAUGCAGGACAGCUGGAGUACAUAUUGAUGAAUCACUCUUCCCUGCAGCUAACACCAGGGAACACUUACCAAGCCUAAUUAAAAAAAAACGUAAGUGUAUGCAGCCCAAAGAUUUUAUUCCUAAAACGCCAGAACAUGAUAAAAGACUCCAGAAGAAAUUUCAGAAAAUGGCUACAGAGCUCCAGAGGCAAAAAACAACUCUGGAUAAUGAUGUCCCUGUUCUCUUAUUUGAAUCUAAUGGCUCAUUGGUGUACAGUCCCACAAUUAAAAUGUGCAGCGGCCAGCACAACACCAUGCAGAAGAGGUUACAGCAGAUGAAGGAGAAAAGGGAGAACCUGUCACCUACCUCUUCCCAGCUGCUUGAGAAGUCUCACGAUGAGCCAUUUAAGUCCCCGUGUGAAGCUUGGAACAUUUCACGUGAUACUUUGUGUUCAGAUGAAUCCUUUGCUGGUGCUCUGGACUCAUCUUUUGACAAUCUUUCUGGAAACUCAGGGUGUGGAAGUCAGGAGAGGAGAGUGGGAGAAGUCGCUGAUGAAAGUAGAAGUGGUGUGUGUGUUUCUUCACCUGCACUGAAGACCGGUAGUGUUCAUUCGUCGGCACCUGCUGGUCCUUCAGCUUCCCUAAAGACCGGUAGUGUUCAUUCAUCGGCACCUGCUGGUCCUUCAGCUUCCCUGAAGACCGGUAGUGUUCAUUCGUCGGUGCCUGCUGGUCCUUCAGCUUCCGUAAAGACCGGUAGUGUUCAUUCAUUGGCACCUGCUGGUCCUUCAGCUUCCCUGAAGACCGGUAGUGUUCAUUCGUCAGCACCUGCUGGUCACCUCAGCCAGUUAACUCCUCAGAAUCCCUCGGGCCGUCUUUCAGAACAAGAAGUAAGUCGGCAGAGGGAUCCUGCGGGUGAAGCGGUCACCCCCGACACAUGGUCCGGGGGAGCACCCAGGGAGGUGUUUGGCAUGAAACACGGUCUGCCCCCUACGUUAUCUGCGACAGAACGCCACCCUUGGGGACAUUCACGAUCUGAGAGCUCCUCGGCGAAGAGAAGAAGAAAGUCUGAGAUCUCAGAUUGGUCCCCGACAGGAAGACUAAAGAAGAGGUGCCGUGGGAAACCCGGCGUGUCACAGGAGUGGCUCCUCGCGUCGGGGGACCGCCUGCACUUUGGGCCCGGGGCUGCUGCCCAGGCUCCUGGCUGCGGCGUGUCCUCGUACGACGAUUACUUUUCACCUGACAACCUCAAAGAGAGGAGCUCGGACGGUCUUCUCCCCGGGUGUCAGUCGUCAGCGGGCCCUGCUCUCUUCGUCUGCAGAGGCCUCUCUCGGGGGGAGAGAAGGAACAUACUGCAGACGUCUGACUUCUCCUGCAUUGGGAAGAAUCCCGGCCCAGUCCCCACGAGCGAUUUAACGGCACAGAGUCGCCGCAGUCUUGAGAAACCCACACGUGACAAAGCAAACGCAGCGUGGGCUUGCCUGGCCGCUGAGGAAACCGCAGGGAGUCGUCCGCAGGCUGGUGCUCAGAGAGGGGAGGGUACGCGCCCAGAUGGCGCAGACUCUCCGGUCCACGACGCACUGCCUGCUGCGGACGGGCUUGGCGGGAAAGGACCUGACGGGGACUCACGUCCCCUGGAAGGGGGCAGCGCGGAAGCCAGAGAGCUGAUGGGCGCGGGGAGCGUGCAGAAAGAAGACCGCCCUCGGACGAAGUGGGAGUCCAGCGGUGGAACGCAGCCUGACGACCGGCUGGGUUUUGCAGGCGACUGCAUCGCGGACACCUCCGCCCAACAGAGGGAAGAUGUGUCCAGAGGAUGCAGUGAAAGUGUUAAAAACGGACCAGCAAGGCCUGAUGUGUUAGAUGGCUCAUUGGAGGGCUGUCAGGAUCUCGCCAGACCUCAUGAGAAAUCAAAGAAAAUAGGGAGAGGCCAAAAGCCAACAAGAACAUUAGUCAUGACAAGCAUGCCAUCUGAAACACAGAACAUCGUCAUCCAGGUUGUGAACACAUUGAAGGGCUUUUCACUUGCCCAGGAAGUGUGUGAAACUACUACCCAUGUGCUCGCCGGCAAGCCUCUGCGCACUCUGAAUGUGCUGCUGGGAAUUGCCCGUGGCUGCUGGGUUCUCUCUUAUGAGUGGGUACUGUGGUCUUUGGAGCUGGGUCAUUGGAUUUCCGAGGAGCCAUUUGAACUUUCUAACUACUUCCCCGCAGCUCCUUGCCACAGACCAGAGCCUGGCGUGACGGAGGGUACGGCUAAGACGGCGUGGCGUCUGUUCCACGGCGCGUGGGAUCAUGGCGUGAAGCCCAAGCAUCACCACUUUUCUGCGGUGGGAACCUUGAACCUGCACACGUCCUGCUGCAGACGAGAGCUGCCUUGGGAGCAGCCCUUCUGGGAAUGACCGUGUGCGUGACAUUGGACGAAGGGUGUGGCUGGAGGCCAGAAAUGGGGAGCACCAUCCACGGGAGGCACGAGCCUGACAGGGUUGCAGCAGCUAAAGCAGCUCAGAACUUCACUUUCCGCGUCAGCAAACGCUGUCCACACAUUAGACAUUCGGCAGACUUGUGCCCUGGUCUAGUUCUUGGCAUAUUUUGUUCUCAGCUCAGGAGGGGCUAGAGACACUUCCGAGAGGCAGAGAGGGAGUAUAAAACUAUUCUUGAGAGGCUUCUUUAUGAAAUGAACGGAAUUAUCAGUGAUUACAAAUGGGAGCUGUUGAAAUUCCGUUCUGGGCACAAGAUGGAUGCAUUUCUUGCUACCCUAUACUGGAGGUUUCUUUGUGUUCUUGCCUCUCUCAAAACUAAGGUGCACUGAGAGAAAAGACAAAGUGAGCACAUGUUUCAUUGUCUUUCUUUGGCAGCUAUCUGCCUUUCAAACUACCUUUGAAACGUGUGUAUUCACAGACAUGCGUAUUUAUAAACACGCGUAUGUCCUCAUGUG